AUGGUAACAGGCGUACUGUGCGACAAGAAAGUCCCUGUUCGACUGAAGUCGAAGAUUUACAGGACGGUUGUGCGUCCUGUUGCCCUUUUCGGAUGCGAGUGCUGGCCGACGACGAAAGCCUUGGAAAGAGUGUUGUACGCCAUGGAGAUGCGGAUGUUGAAGUGUACAAUAGGUGUAACGCUAAAAGACAAAGUAUCCAACGACACUGUACGCUCCAUCUUCGGCGCCAUCCCGAUAACUGAGAAGAUGAAGGAGGCGCGACUGAGAUGGUUUAGGCACGUCUUCUGGGGAGAGGAAAAUUCUAUUGCCAAAACCGCCCUGAAGCUCGACGUUUCAGGCGUGAGGACGCGCAGGAGGCCAAAGAUUCGCUGGUUGGACCGUGUGAAGCUGGAUGCGCGUUUGUGUACGGCUGAUGCAAUGGAUAGAACCAAAUGGAAGACAAGAAGCAGAAAGGCGGACCCUGCAGCAACGCGGUAA
Molecule: messenger RNA, 477 nt
Organism: Necator americanus (New World hookworm)
Lineage: Eukaryota; Metazoa; Nematoda; Chromadorea; Rhabditida; Ancylostomatidae
Exons: 1
Coding region: 1-477 (158 amino acids)
Source: RefSeq, a predicted model, not a curated record